GGACUCCGCGCUCGGUCUUGGUAUUUGGCCAAUCAAUGCACGAGAAAAAUCGCUUACGACUCUAUUCCUGUAUCGUGUGGCCCGCACUCUCCCCCGGCAACACUUGUCGCAGGAGCUGACAAAAGGCGCAGGCUCCGAAAAGGACUACUCUUUGCUAUUAAUUCGCCCCACCUUUGCUCGCACCGCUCAAGAAACUAAAAUCUACUUACUCACACUCGUCCACACCACCACAUCUACACAAUGUUAAGGGGACGUCUUCUAAACACAACCCCAUUUUUGCGGUGCACCCUGCGCGAGAGUACGAAGCGGUUUAUGCGGACCGUGUCUGCCCCCAGCAAGCAGUCGCCGGCGGCUGAUUUUGGUAGAUCCAACUCUCAUCUUCCCGCUGACCUCCCACACACCAAGCUUGAUGGGCGCUCGUGGACCAAGCACCAGCUCGACCCUAUCUUGGCCGCAAAGACACAAACACAAACGCCCGCCCAGCUGCCGGGCCUCCAGGCGUCUCGCUGGGCAAAACAUUCCUUAGACACACCCGCGGCUGCCCCUACAAGAAGCCCCACUAGUCUGCCAAUCAUCCAACGCCCCGGAGAAAUCUCUCUUUUGGCGCCUGUCCGGAGAUCCAGAACUUCCAGGUUCAAGGGCUUCAAAGCUGCCACGUCUGCCUCUCCCACUGCCCAGGAAAGCGAGCCACAACAAAACGCCAGUGUCGACGAGGUCAAGACGGCGCCUGUGGCAGAGCUCCCAAAAGUCAUCACUGAUCCUGCGGCUAGUGCAACCACGGCGUCUGUGCCAGCCCCGCAAGAUUCUACCACGGCCACGACAAAGGCCAAAAAGCCUAGAAGGCAAUUGAAGCCCCGCAAGGCCCUCAUCACAUUGACACCUAACGCUCUAGAAAAUCUUCGUGCAUUGCUCGAUCAACCAGAGCCACAACUCAUCCGUAUUGGUGUCAAAAACAGAGGUUGCUCCGGGUUGACGUACCACCUCGAGUACGUCUCUGAACCAGGUAAGUUCGAUGAGACUGUUGAGCAGGAUGGCGUAAGAGUUGUCAUCGACUCCAAAGCGCUUUUUUCCAUAGUCGGCUCCGAGAUGGACUGGAUCGACGACAAGCUCUCGACACGCUUUAUCUUCAGAAACCCAAAUUCGAAGGGCACAUGCGGCUGUGGAGAGUCGUUCAUGGUUUAAAUUAAUCCCUCUACUAUAGCAUACGGUAUUUAAUGAACAAGCA
Metschnikowia bicuspidata var. bicuspidata NRRL YB-4993 is the source of this 1225-nucleotide messenger RNA. RefSeq names its product Fe-binding Fe/S cluster assembly protein (gene ISA1). The transcript has a single exon. Gene Ontology annotation, cellular component: cytoplasm; mitochondrion. Gene Ontology annotation, molecular function: 2 iron, 2 sulfur cluster binding. Lineage: Eukaryota; Fungi; Ascomycota; Pichiomycetes; Serinales; Metschnikowiaceae. Gene Ontology annotation, biological process: iron-sulfur cluster assembly. The record is from RefSeq and is a predicted model, not a curated record. Bases 241 to 1182 code for a protein of 313 amino acids.